Messenger RNA from Paralichthys olivaceus (Japanese flounder), 3293 nucleotides. RefSeq names its product cyclin dependent kinase 6 (gene cdk6). The record is from RefSeq and is a predicted model, not a curated record. Gene Ontology annotation, molecular function: cyclin binding; ATP binding; cyclin-dependent protein serine/threonine kinase activity. Gene Ontology annotation, biological process: regulation of G2/M transition of mitotic cell cycle; signal transduction; regulation of gene expression. Lineage: Eukaryota; Metazoa; Chordata; Actinopteri; Pleuronectiformes; Paralichthyidae. Gene Ontology annotation, cellular component: cytoplasm; nucleus; cyclin-dependent protein kinase holoenzyme complex.
CCGCGGCGCUCCCGGUGCUGACACUGGGGGGACGAAACCCGCAGCGGAGCGCCGCGUCUGAAUGGCGGAGCACCGAGGAGGCCGAGGCGGAGCGAGGAGGGAGGCGGCGAGGCCUUUGUAGUCGGGGAGGAAUGCGGAAAUGUCCCCGCUCCGUGUCAAACCUCUCUGAAGGGGGUCAGGCCACAUUCAGCCGGCGUGGGAAAGGCAGGCAGAGCCGGAGCUCACACACACACACACACACACAGAGGCAGGAGCGGGGCUGCAGUUGCAUAUAUACAUAGGGCCGAUCCGGGGAUAUAUGCACUAAAGAGAGAGAGAGAGGGGAAGAGAAAGAAACAUCCAAAAGAGGAGCUUGAUUUUUUUGUUGUUGUUGGAGGGGCUAUAUCACGCGUUUGCCUUUGUGCUGUGACCCCCUCCCCACCCAACACGCCUCAUCCCCUUCCCCUACACACUAACUUGCAGUGAGAGUGUGUGUGUUAGUACAGCCCUCCACCACCACCGCCCUCCUCCCCUUGUGUGAGUGUCUCUGCCGGGGCUGGUGCCGAGUCUGAGGCAUGGGGGGUUAAAGAGGAGGACUGCAUGCACCCGUCCCCCCCACCCCCCCCAAAAAAACUACCUGUGUGGCCCCCGCAUGCACGCAUGUGGAGGAAAGAGGACAGCGGACCGGGGAUGCGUUUGAUGCGGAGACAAGGUCUUAUUAUCCCCGAGACAACAACAGCGACGAGCGCCUCCUCAGCAUUUUAUCGGACAUUUAUUGACAACGUAAAAAUAAGGCAUGGCAUGUGCCGACUCUCUUCUGUGAAUAUGCCUUCGUAAAGUUCUCUGGCUCGCCAACACUCGCCGGGAUUCCCCGCAAUAUUUUCAACAAGAGACGGAGGCAGAGAGACAGAGAGGAAAGGGAAAAAAUAUUCUGCAAAAAUGGACAGAGAGAGUAUUGGCACUCAGUAUGAGCCCGUCGCCGAGAUCGGAGAAGGCGCUUAUGGGAAAGUGUACAAGGCGAGGGACCUGAAGAACGGGGGCCGAUUUGUAGCCCUGAAAAGAGUUCGAGUCCAGACGGAGGAAGAAGGGAUGCCUCUUUCCACCAUCCGGGAGGUGGCGGUACUGAGGCAGCUUGAGGCCUUCGAGCACCCCAAUGUUGUAAGGUUGUUUGACGUGUGCACAGUCUCUCGAACUGACCGAGAAACCAAACUCACCCUGGUCUUUGAGCACGUGGAUCAGGACCUGACCACCUACCUGGAGAAGGCCCCUGACCCUGGAGUACCACCUGAGACCAUCAAGGAUAUGAUGUACCAGCUGCUCCAGGGGUUGGACUUCCUGCACUCUCACCGUGUGGUCCACCGCGACCUGAAGCCCCAGAACAUCCUGGUCACCAGCGGAGGACAGAUCAAACUAGCAGAUUUCGGCCUGGCGCGCAUCUACAGCUUCCAGAUGGCGCUCACCUCUGUGGUGGUGACACUGUGGUACAGAGCCCCAGAAGUGCUGCUCCAGUCCAGUUACGCUACACCAGUGGACCUGUGGAGCGUUGGCUGCAUCUUUGCUGAGAUGUUCAGGAGAAGGCCGCUGCUUCGAGGAAACUCAGAUGUUGAUCAGCUGGGAAAGAUUUUUGAUGUUGUCGGGGUACCUUCAGUAGAGGACUGGCCCCAGGAAGUGGCCCUUCCACAGAGUGCCUUCCCCCCUCGGCCCCCUAAGCCCAUAGAAGACUUGAUUCCAGACAUGGACGAGCAAGGACGGGCCCUCUUAAUGCAAUUCCUCGCCUUCAACCCCUCCAGGAGGAUAUCGGCCUUCGCGGCACUGAGCCACCCCUACUUUCAAAGCGUGGACAGCCACAGUAGAAGUGUGUACGCGGCCCAGCCCAUCCCCAGCAACAAGCCCACUAUGGAGGAGAGGAGCGCCUGAUAGUCGUCCCUCGCCCUCAGUCAUCCAACACACCGUCUAUGAAAGGCGUUCAGCUCGCUGCUCUUGCCGUCUGCUUCAUGUUUGGUUAUACGCCGUGAAAUCAAAGUGCGUUGAUUAACAUUUUCCGGACACUGUUUGGCAUGUGAAUUUCAAAUGUCGAAGUGAAAACAAAACCUGUAGAAAAGGAUGAAAUUUCAAAUACAAAACACAAACUAACUGAUUGAAAGGUUGUCUGCUCCAUACUCACUGCCUCCACAUUUGACUGAUCUCCUCCCAAUGACUCCUCAUUUAAAUAAUGUCUCUGUUGUCAUGGUGUAGUUUAUAUCCAUUGCUGCAGCAGAUGCAUUUAAAAUCACAUUUUGAUUAACCACAGAGGAUUCUAUCUACUAUCCAACCUCAGAGAUUUGUUUUCUCUUUGACAAGGAGGGGAGAUGUUUUUCUAAAAUUCAGCAUCAAAAAAAGCUUAAUCGACUGUGAUUCCAUGUUGCGCAUAAACUCAGAAACAUGAAAUAGACCCACAGGGGGCAGAUACUUUUUAUAGUCGAUGCACGGCGCUCUGGGAAAGUCCUCAGAAGAAGAGCGAUUGUGUCGGGAACGACGACUCAAACGCUCUCGCCCCCUUGAACAAUGCACAAAGCUAUCCUCCUUCCAUGAACUGAUGGAUUGUAAUUGCUGCUUUUAGGUUUAAAAUGUUGAUGAUGGACUGUGUUUAAACAAUGCAAAGACACUUGCAUCGCAGACUGACUGGUGAUAGUGGAUGGACCAAACCGUCUAGGCCACGACGCAGAGGCCUCUUUGUGACCAGUGUUCAGCCUUGCAAGAGCCCUCUCUCGACUGAGGGGGGGAGGGGGGGACCAGACCAUACGGGAGCCCGUGUGGAUGGCGUCGGAUGUGGCAUGUGCACCACCACUGACAUUGGCGCACUCCUGCACACGCCUGCCCAUUUUGAACCAUUACAAGGCAUCACAAGCCAACCACUCGCUGCCUUGUCGUGACUUAUCAUUCCAGUCAUAUAUGUAUUAUAUCACUGCCACCUUGAGGAUGUCCUGAGUAACAGCAGACCAGUAGCGGGAUUCUAAUGGCCUCUGCACUCUUCGAGGGACUCGUCGUCGUCGUCAUUAUAUUUGGGCUGAUAUCGGUGCUGAGACAAUGAUGAAAGAACCUUAUAGAAAAGUUCCUGCCACUCACUCGGUGUUUUAUGACUUGCUUUUUAGUCUUUGCCGUCAUGGGCUUUUUUAUCCUUAUGAAAUACAAUUAUUAUUUACUAUUUGAAUGAUACAGUAAUGCACAGGCUUGCAAUAGGUGGAGAAAGUCCCACCAGCACUACUCAUCAUGAAAACAUUUGGCAUAGUAUUGUCGCCAAUAUUCUGUAUUUAAGUUUAAUUUUAUUGACAAGU